AUGGCACCCGAGGAUGGCAACGCGUGGGCAAUCCGAAAAGCCAAAGAAGCUCAGGCCCAGGCUCGUGCAAGAGAGCUGCACCAGCAGCAGAGGAAUGAAGACCAUUCACAGGGACCCCAUGACAAUUUUAAACAUUGUGAACCUGCUGCUAUUGAUCUUAACACAGAACUUGCCAGGAACACCACUUCGACAAUCUCAUCCUCCUCCACGGCGGUAACCUCAUCGUACUCUUCCGAAAAGCCGCACAUCCAAUGCGGCAGCAGAAACUUCAAUGGCGAAGUCACCAUCUCCAUGCCCAAGCAAAAAUCCGCACGAAGCUCGGAGGAGACAAUAACGCCUACAUCAUAUUCAUCCACCUUCGAGAAAAAGACGCAGUCCGAGACGUCCAAGCCCGUCAAGCGGGUUCGCAUCUCAGACGAAACUAUCACAACAACCUACUCGCCGUAUUCCUGGCCGAGUCUGGAAGAAAAGAAGUCCGGCGACGACAGACCCACCGCGAAACGCUCGCUCACCGAUGGCUCGGUAGCCACCACUACCAAGCCCCACGGGAUCCUCAAGCCGGCCAAGCGCUCGUUCACCGACCCGUUCAAUCGCCGGGCUCGCAAGUCCGAGAAGGCCAAGGCAGCAGGAGGAGACCCGGGACCGGAGCACAGCUACUGGGAACCGGAUGAGAAGCCAGGGUUCUUCCAGGCGCUGCGCUCGAAGCUCUCGCUGAAGGAGUUGGCGCGGCUGGGGCAUAAGUCGGCCGAAGAUGAAAAUAUUGGGCCCUGGAUGAAAGUGGCGGAUUAUUUGGAUAUCGUUGAUCCGGGAUGGCGUAAGGAUAUCGAGGUCGGCAUUGCGAUCAAGAAGGGCAUUUGGCGGCUCGAGCCCGAGAAGAAGAAGCCCGACCCCAACCCCAAGUAUCCGAAUUGUGGCAUCUGGCGCGCCCAGUACCCUAAAAACCAUAAGCCUUGCACCUGGACUGGGCCGCCGUCAGAUGAUGGGGAUUCUGAUGAAUCUGGGGAGGAGGCCUUGUUGCCGGCGACGCCUUAUAUCGAAGAUAAGGUUAAUGCGGGUCAUUACAUCGCGAAUCCUAAUCACGGUAGGACUGGCAAUGAGAGCAAGGAGAACGCGGUGCCCUCGAUCAGCGACAGGUUGACAGCGGCUUCCACUGUGCAACACAUGGCUGGCAAUCCUGUUGCUCAGCACAAGCCUGUUGUGGCCAACGCAUCGGCGAGCGUGCCUGCUCGUCAGUCUGGCCUGCUAGGCACCUUUGAGCACAAACCCAGCAAGGCCGCUGAGAAUAAACCACUCGUCGAGGGAUCCAGAAGCAUGUCCACUCAAUCUCAGCAGAUGCAGAAGCACGACCCCCACACAUCGACUGAGUACAAUUCACUGGCCACGGACGGACCCAAGAGAGUAGUAUCCUUCCCCAAACCCAGUAACACCGCCGAAGCAAAGCAAUUCCAGUUCCCAGCCAACAAGCACGAGCAGGAACCAAUCAAGACAACUGAGAACAAAACACUCGUCACCGAGAAUUCUAAGAACGUGUUCAUCCUACCACAGAACACGCAGCAGCACGGACCUCACAAACCGACAGUAUCCUUUAAGUCCGGUCACACUGUCGAAGCAAAGCAUUCGCGGUCCCAGUCCCACGAGCCCGAGCAGCACAAAUCGCCUGUCGCCAAUCUAUCAAACGAAGUGCCCGGCCGCCGACGUGACAGACCGGUCGAAAUGGAGGAUGAGGAUCAUCUUCCCGCAAAGGACGACUUCCGUAACCACCAGUUGUGCAUAUUUGACGGAGAAUUGCUGUGUCCGAUCUGUCCCACAGUCCUGAACCCUGGACAGAUCUACUCGCCGUCAGUAUAUGGAGUCUCGGGAGAUUCCUCCUCGAUACGUACCUUGGAUCUUCAAGAGUCUCUCACACAACCACUGAGCCUGGCCGAACAGGAGGGAUGUCGUCAGAUGGAGAUGCGAUACGAUCUAGUGAGCCCCUUUGUCGCACUCGCCGACCACCCUCCCAGGCCUGCUCCCAGUGUCCCCGCGCACCCUACCAGACCGGCUCCCAGCAUUCCAGCGCCUACCAGACCGGCUCCCAGUGUCCCCGCGCUCCCAGAUGGAGGCCAACCGCCGACAGCAUCCAACGGCGCAGCGUACUCGGACGGAGUCUCAUACCAUAAUGCUCGGCGAUCCAGUCGCGGUGGUCAUGCUCCGACUCCACCAGCUCCUCCCUACAGCAACAUGGCAACUCUGGAGGACCAGCUCGCCUCACACAUGGCAGAACUGCAUUCGCAUGUGGAAAAGACCACCAGUCGACUGAGCAAGUCGUUCGAGGACAAUAAGACCUGGCACAUGGACCGAAUCAGGCAGCAAGUCGAUGAGAUGUCGGACAUUGCCCGGUUGAUCAACGCGAAGACAAUCGCCCAGGAGGAGACGCUGAACCAGACCCAACGUAUGAUGAAGGAGAUCCGCACGGAAAUGGCUGCUGUUCGACAGGACGUGCAGAAUAUGGAAAGCAGAGUGACUUCCCUCGUCCGGGAAGAAGUCGCCAAACUCUGCGAGGGCAUCCAAAGCCUCAAGACCGGCGGUGGUCCCCGCAGCCCAGCACAGGAAGAACGACCCUGGACUGGGCUGCAGGGCCCUUAUGAGAGUAUCACUGGUGAUAGUACAACUGGUGUCAGAUAUGAACAGAGACCAAGCUCGAUAAGACAGCGAUCUCGCCUGAGUGGCAGAAGUAUGCUGAAGUUGGAGUUGUCCAGCGUGUUGAACAAUCGGGAGGAGAAGGAGAGGGAGAACAACACGGAGGAGGCUCCAGUGAAUCGCAUCCAGAAUGAAAGCACCCCAGUCACACCAGCCAGCUUCCAGAGUGAAAUUCCGUCAGUUUCCGCCGAGGAUCCGCUUGCGCUGCCGCACUCGGCGACAGAGAGUGAAUGCGUGUCUGAACUGCGUGUUGCUGCGGAGCCUGCGCUGGCGGUCCCAAACAGAGAUCUCUCUGAUGAUAUUCUCUCACUUGCACGGCCCUCCACUUCAACUUCACGUACCAACAUCACCGAGUCUUCCAUUACUAUUGCUUGUGGUAACUCCAUUACUUCUUCCAACUCCGGGGCUGGUGCCAGUACAACUGACUCCGGGUCUCUCAAUUCCACUGAUCGUGUCAAAAGAACCAAGCUUUCCAAGCCCUCUGCUUUCGCUGAGGGUGAGGUCAAUCCGGCUGACUAUCCCGACUUGGACCCAGCCAUCGCUGCAACGAUGAAGUGUCCUAGCCAGAUGGCGCUCUUUGGACACCGCGGCAAACGCAAGAAGACCAAGAACCCCACCGCCACCCCGACUGGGGCAGAGCUCCCUGAGCUGCCACCGGAUCCGCUCAGGGCCAAAGCCCAGCGCCAGCCCAGAGACGAGCCGAAACCGAAAACUCAUGGUCAGCUUCGUCGUGGCCUGAACACUCAGCGCCUACUGCACCGGCAGGAUGAGCCCAACAAGGAGCACGAAGGACAGAGCAAGGACAAGGACAAGUCCAAGUCCAAGCCUGUCAAGGAUCCAAGAACCAUCGACCCGGACUUGCGUACGCCCCUCGAGCAGCACCUCGUCCGCGCCAUUAUCGAGGCUGAUCCGAUGAUCCCCUGGGAAGUUACCGUGCGGAAUGAAAUGCAGAAGCAUGCCGAGUCUACGCUGACCGGCUCAGCUGAAACAAGCCUCAAGUCCCGGGAGAGUAAGAAGACCCUCCGGUCAGUCGACAGUGAGGCCACCCUGAGACCAGAUCCAUUCUUUGACACUCGUUCGGAGUUCGAGGCUCGCGCCGCUCGCCACUACGAUCAGAAGUGGGUGGCCAAAAAAUACCACAAUUGUCUCACCAAACCGGUGGACCCGGAGAAAGAGCUGAAGCCCAAGAAAUCCGGCACCAAGCUCAGUAGGACCCUGGGACUCGGCGAUAACGAUGAACCGACGCGCAGAACGUCCAAGGAUUCGAGCAUAAAGUCUGUCACGGGCUUGAGUAUCCGCACGAAGAUGUCCAAGUCUGAUAAGUCGGGCGGUUCAAGUGUCAAGUCGCACGGAUCGUCGCAUGGGGACAAGGCGAGUAUCGGGCAGGGUGUCUCGACGCCGCCUGUGCCCUCCAUGCCCACCACCCCUACCGUCCCCAGCAUGCAGGAAUUGGGAUCGGAGAUGAGCAGCAUGACCACCGCGCAAGCAAUGGGGUCGGAUGCGAGCACCAACAUGGUCGAAGUGCAGGAGGCAUCGGGAUCAAACAUCGAACCCCCGAUGACGGCUGAAGCAACAGUCUCAACCUUCACAUCCCCCACGGUCCCAGUCACAAGAUCCCCAGCAUACCCCGUCCGCACGAGCAGUCUUCGCACCUCCACCAACAUGCCCUCCCUGACCACCAGUAUUCCAACCACUCCUACCACCCCCCGCACCCCACGCACCCCCCGCACCCUGGGCCAAGUCACCCACAACGCCGACUGGGGGAUCGACGAAUCCCAGGGAGACGGCACCUGGCGCGAUUUCUGGGAUCCUGAUAGCAAUGACUUUCCGGCUUACCGCCCGGGCAUGUUCGACCAUGAUCCGAUGGCCGGCAGCCUCGUGCCUCGUCCGCCGCCGAGAACCUGCGUGACGCCCGUGCCGGAUGACUUGCCGGAGUAUCUCAGGGCGUACCAUGAGCGUCGUGCGUCCCUUGAGGAGCCGCCGAUUGUGGAUUACGCGAGGGGGAAUCGGCACCGCGAUGCGAGCAUUUAUACUGCUGAGGCGGAUGAUGUGAUUUGAC
Molecule: messenger RNA, 4738 nt
Organism: Aspergillus saccharolyticus JOP 1030-1
Lineage: Eukaryota; Fungi; Ascomycota; Eurotiomycetes; Eurotiales; Aspergillaceae
Exons: 2
Coding region: 1-4737 (1578 amino acids)
Source: RefSeq, a predicted model, not a curated record